Molecule: messenger RNA, 1428 nt
Organism: Candidozyma duobushaemuli
Lineage: Eukaryota; Fungi; Ascomycota; Pichiomycetes; Serinales; Metschnikowiaceae
Exons: 3
Coding region: 1-1428 (475 amino acids)
Source: RefSeq, a predicted model, not a curated record
AUGAACACUAUCUAUCACAUUGGCGAAAACACUUGCAACGAUUUUGUUGCACUUGAAAUAGAGAAAGAUCCUUCAAACUAUGUCUCUCACGACUCUUACACCUCAUGGGUGAAGGGCAAGCAAUGGAAAGCCACCAUUCUCCGUUUGAGAGAAUUGCCCAAAGCCGAAACAGAUAGUUUAUCUGCUAUCAAGAACGCCAGAGAAAUCGAAGGAGUUCAGGAUUUUGGACAGGGCCCAAACAUGAAAGACGGAAAAGUUCGUCUCUUGUCCUCUGUCAUCAAACCAAACCAGCUUCUAAUGAUGCCCAAUCCUAGUUGGACAAGAACGCAUGUGUGGGAAAUGCAAUGUUUUCAGUCCAUGGACGACAGGGUUCCUCUUGCGUUUGGCGUGACACACAAAGUCGAAAACAGAGAAUACGAGUUUAACAAUGAUGGUGCCGUUUAUCUUAAGAUGAUUGCAUCGUACCGAACGAGCCUCUUCUCUGCCUCAGGACUCCUUAACGUCUUGAAAGGCUUUGGCAUCCAGGAGAACACUCGAACAAGCACUCUAAGAGAUAAGGAGUAUAACAGUGCUUUCAACUUGUCCAACUUCAAACCCCAAGGUACCGUCUUUGUCGCUGAUUUCACGAACGCCAUGUACGACUGCAACCUUCCCAACAUCGGACCCACGUUUCAUUCGGAGACUUGCUCCAGAACCUAUGCACUCGAAAUCAAGAUAACAUGUGAAUGUCACUCAGAAAACAGCUGUCGUUCGGAGUUUUCCACGCUUAUAGAUAUCGAUGUUGCAAUCAACGACAGCAAAUCAGGGAUUCAGCCCCAAGACCAAGUCCAACAAAGGCAGGAUGUUUUGUCACUUGAAAAGGUGAAUUUAUCCCCGUUCAUAAUGACCGAUGUUGAAUCUAUAAUGGCAAAACGGCUUCAACAGGUGCAUUCCAACAGUUUCGGUUAUCAUGUAAGUGCCACCGCUAUGGGCGAUUCUGUCAUGGUGAUAAGCAGUGUUUUCCUUCCAGACGCUUUUUUGAAGAGAAAGAAGUCUUUUCUAGACUGGUGCUCUGGAAGUGAGAAGGAGAGUCUGGGGCUUCUGCUAGCUCCUUCUAAAGGAGCUUGGAUAGUUGAGGAAGCUAGUCUGGGCAAUACUGGCAAAGAAAACUUCCAUCUCUCAAGAUUUGCUACAGUAUUUGAGGUUCCCUGGUUCACGGAAUACUACAAGCUGAAUGACCCGAGUUUCAACUUCAGCUAUUGCAAGAUCAAAGGAAGACAAGCCUCUCCCGGGAAGCUUCUCUACGAAUUAAUCACCCUCAAACUCCACCAAAGCACCCUGUUGAACGAAUGCAUUUACAUAAAACGUAUAAGGGUGGAGCUUCUACAACGAACAACUACAAAAUCUGCCAAAGGGUAUCAGAGUUUUGUUUCUGGAAAGGAGAAGUGA